Molecule: messenger RNA, 1291 nt
Organism: Procambarus clarkii (red swamp crayfish)
Lineage: Eukaryota; Metazoa; Arthropoda; Malacostraca; Decapoda; Cambaridae
Gene: Der-1
Product: derlin 1
Biological process (GO): endoplasmic reticulum unfolded protein response
Cellular component (GO): endoplasmic reticulum membrane; Hrd1p ubiquitin ligase ERAD-L complex
Molecular function (GO): misfolded protein binding; ubiquitin-specific protease binding
Source: RefSeq, a predicted model, not a curated record
ACAUGGAAAGGUGAUACAAAUAUUAGUGUGUGGUAAUAUGGAGCAGAUGCGACUAGCAACAGGGUGGGAAGUACACGUCGAGCUGCAGUGGUUUACACAAGCGCUCCGGGUAGACUCACAGGAGUGUACCAAGCUUCUCAGUUGUUUUGUCGACCAUCAACAGCAAAAUGGAAGAUUGGCUUUCUACCAUACCCCGCUUUACCAGAACUUGGUUUGUUGGUACCAUUGCUUUAUCAUUGCUGGGUCGAUUUCAGCUAAUCAAUGUUUAUUGGUUAGUGUUGGAUGCUGACCGUCUCUUUAAUGGUUUUCAGCUAUGGCGGCCAGUGACAGCAUUGUUGUACUACCCUACUAGUAUGCAUUUUCUCUUUAACCUCUACUUCCUGUACAACUACUCACUGAGGUUAGAAACGGGCAUGUUUGCUCAAAGACCAGCUGACUACCUCUUUAUGCUGUUGUUCAGCUGGACCUGUUCUGUGAUUGUGGCACUGCUAGCAGGGUUUCCCCUCCUGAUGGAUGUCAUGGUGCUGGUUGUCAUCUAUGUGUGGUGUCAGCUUAAUAAAGAUACUAUUGUCACCUUUUGGUUCGGGUUGCAGUUCAAAGCCAUGUACCUGCCCUGGGUCAUCUUGAUAUUCAACGUGGUCAUUGUGCAUAGCGGUUUGAUGGAGCUGGUAGGAAUUCUCAUUGGACAUCUGUACUUCUUCCUUAUGUUCAAGUAUCCAGAAGACUUUGGUGGAAGGAAACUAUUGCAAACCCCUCAAUUCUUGUAUUACUACUUUCCAACUGUGGGUGGUGCUGCAAGAUUUGGCAAUGCCCCUGUAGCUCCCCGAGAUGGUGGCGGUGUGGGGACUCGAGGAGCCUUCCGUGGACAAGGACACACACUUGGUUGAUAACUAUGUUUUCUUUUAAUAUAUAACAAAUUUGUUAAAGUUAUAUUUUGAUCAACUUGGUACAACAUUAAAGAAAAUGUAGUACAACACUUUUGGUUUAAUUACAUUUGUGAAAAGUGAAGCCUUGAAGCCAGUUAGGAUUAACAGAUUACUUAUAAUUUUAUGUUAUGCAAGCACGGUACAUAAUACAUCUACAUCAGGAAUGACUUGUUCCUGAAGCGUGUGUUUACCUGUUUAGAUUUGACAGUUUCCUGAGUGGAAGGAGUAUGCAGUUUACAUGCUACACUAUAAAGUAUUUUAUAUGAAAUUGCUCUAUGUGCAAUUUGAUGAACUGCUGUAUUAAAUGCAACAAAAUAUACUUUAAUAAAAAAUGACAAGUUUAGCCAUUUCUAAUAAAAACUUAA